AUGGCGGAGGAACACCGGAAGUACGGUGACGUAAUUCAAGGCAACUUCUUUGAUACAUACGAGAACCUCACACUGAAGGUUGUGACAGGGUUUCAAUGGAUAGCCAGAUAUUGUCCAAACGUUUCAGUUGUGGCCAAAAUCGACGACGAUGUAUUUGUAGAUACUGUCAAAUUUAUAAAAGUAUAUAUACCGAUUAUGAAGCUGAAAAAGAAGUACAUAUUGUGUAAUCAAGCCGGUUCGAUUAUAAUGAGAAAGGGAAAAUGGAUAAUGUCUGACACAAACGUCUUAAGACAUUACACCACAUACCCGUGGAGAUACUGCAGUGGGUUCGGGGUAUUCAUCAGUGGUGACAUGAUUGGACGUUUGUACAAGGCCGCAACAAUGUCUCCUUUCCUGUGGGUUGAUGACGUAUAUUUCUCCGGAGUUCUGCCUUCAAAGCUGCAUGGUGUGAAAUACAAAUAUGUUCCUAAUCGGUGGUUACCGUCGUCUGAAAACAAACAAUGUCUUCUCCGUAAAGAUUGCAGAUACAUUGUGGCCAUUGUUAAUCAAAGUGAUGUCAGAGUUAUCUGGAACUAUUUUAUGAAUGUCCGUUACCGGGACGAAGAGUUUUGAUUCAAAUUUGAC
Haliotis rubra (blacklip abalone) is the source of this 624-nucleotide messenger RNA. Its product is annotated as UDP-GalNAc:beta-1,3-N-acetylgalactosaminyltransferase 1-like. The transcript has a single exon. Lineage: Eukaryota; Metazoa; Mollusca; Gastropoda; Lepetellida; Haliotidae. Gene Ontology annotation, molecular function: hexosyltransferase activity. The record is from RefSeq and is a predicted model, not a curated record. Gene Ontology annotation, cellular component: membrane. Bases 1 to 612 code for a protein of 203 amino acids.